AAUGGAGGUCCUCUGCAUAAAAUGGCUGCAGCUCUUAAGGGCAAAUGGCAAAGAAACUCAAGGUUUACACUUCAAGCACAUAUGGGUUGAUUUAUUUAACGUUUCUUUGUGGUGGUGUAAAAUUAUUGUUAUAUCCACAUACCAAAGAGAUGAUAUAUGGGAUAUAUAUGAAAUAAAGAAAUAAUGUCUCGUGCGUCAUUAAUGUGCGUGAGCUGUGAUCAUGACUGUGAUUCACGUGAAAUUUUGUGCUAUGCAUGAGAACACGGGAAAUGUUCAGCUUCGUUUGGUGUCUUACGCAUGUAUUUAGUCAUAAAGUCACAAAAUACUGACAUUUGUGUCAUUAGCAGGGAUUACUAAUUGAACGAGGCGGUGGAUGUUUCUCUGGAGGGUUGUUAAAGUGAGUGGAAUUUGUCUGCCUCCCCCAUCAGACACACCCUGUAUAAAACACUCGCAGCUCUGGGAGUCUGACAGAAGAGCUUGGAAAACACUGGAAAUCACUCCACACCCCCAUUUUCAGCCUUUAACAACGAUUCUCUGCUGGGAUGUCGCUGGUUGUGGUUCUCUGCCUGCUGGCUUGUGUUCACUCGGGCGUUGAUGCGUAUCCACGCAAGCCUGUCAGCCCCAAAGAAGGAGCACCCCCCGAGGAGAUGGCCAAAUACUACUCUGCGCUCAGACACUACAUCAACCUCAUUACAAGGCAGAGGUAUGGAAAAAGAGACAGUCCAGACACAAUGUUUUCUGAUGUGUUUGUGAAAGAGAGCACAGAGACUAUCCCCGGGUCCAGUGAUGUCAGGUAUGAUGAGCUGCCAAUGUGGUGAUGAUGCUGGAUUUGUUUACAUUUUUUUUUAUUUGGGGUUGACUUUCAAUGAUAAAACGUGUUGCAUGAAAUAUUGUAUUUAAUAAAGUACAUGUACUGUAUAUUGUAAAUAAUGCUUAUAUCCACGUCUUCUGGUGGUCCUACAGUAUUUGCAGUGUCCAUUACUAAGCAGUGCCCUCUAGUGGUAAAUUGCGGUACAAUGCUAUUUUGGUACUUCAGAAUGUGUUUUGCGUCUGGGACAAGAAUAAAAUAAAAAUAAAAUGAGCUGCUUUGUGAGUAAAAAAAAUAAAAUAAAAUAAAAUCAUUGCAUUCA
This is a messenger RNA of Phyllopteryx taeniolatus (common seadragon), 1130 nucleotides long. Its product is annotated as peptide YY-like. The coding region runs from base 543 to 818 and encodes 91 amino acids. Gene Ontology annotation, molecular function: neuropeptide hormone activity; neuropeptide Y receptor binding. The record is from RefSeq and is a predicted model, not a curated record. Gene Ontology annotation, cellular component: extracellular region. Gene Ontology annotation, biological process: feeding behavior; neuropeptide signaling pathway. Lineage: Eukaryota; Metazoa; Chordata; Actinopteri; Syngnathiformes; Syngnathidae. The transcript is spliced from 4 exons.